Messenger RNA from Penicillium oxalicum, 774 nucleotides. Its product is annotated as SIMPL domain-containing protein. Gene Ontology annotation, biological process: DNA damage response. The transcript has a single exon. The record is from RefSeq and is a predicted model, not a curated record. Gene Ontology annotation, cellular component: external side of plasma membrane. The coding region runs from base 1 to 774 and encodes 257 amino acids. NCBI's taxonomy places the organism in Eukaryota, Fungi, Ascomycota, Eurotiomycetes, Eurotiales, Aspergillaceae.
AUGACGAAGCCUCUCACGAUCCGAGUGAACGGCGAGUCGAGCAUCACCCGCCUCGCCGAACAAGGCAUCCUGCGGCUGACGGUGAUUUCGGAGGGCCCCGAGUUGGACUCGGUGUCGCAGCAGGUGGUAACCAAGUCUAACGAAUUGAGCGAACUCUUUAAGACGCUCUCUCUCAGAACCAACGAUGGUGCGACAUCCGUCGAUGCACCGGUCGCCCGGUUCGCCUCGACUUCGCUCCGGACCAAAAGUCAUACCCCAUACAGAAAUGAAGUAGCCUUACCCAGGGUGCAUCAAGCGUCCAUGUCCCUCCGGAUUGUCUUCCGCGACAUCAAAACACUGAGUCAAGUCAUCGGGCAACUGGUGCCCCAGUCGACCGUCGAAAUCAACUCGAUCGAAUGGAACCUCAGCGACGCGACUCAGGCCGCGCUAUGCUCGCAAGCGCGCCGGGAAGCCAUUCGGGAAGCCAUCACCAAGGCCAACGACUAUGCCAAAGAGGUGGGCCGGGAAGUGCAACCGACCCUGAUCUCAGACCAUGGCACAAAUUCCUGCGCUCAGCAUCUCGAGGGCUCUGUGUUCCCUGGUGCUUCCUUAUUUGGGCAGGCAAAUCCAUCAGCAAGAGGAAGAAGAGCCAGAAGAGAGGCCUUGUUAGCCUGCAUGAGCGGCAGCAGCGAUGAUCCUACCGACCAGGAGUUGGUGUCGGACACGCUCGAACUCAGUCCGCCCGAUAUUCUUGUGACGGUGUCUGUGACUGUCGAGUUUGAGUCAAUUGGAUAG